AUGAAAUCGAUCUUUGGCGGCGCCAAACAACAACUCAGCAGCUGCAUGCAGCAGGACAGUGAUGAUACACCACCCGUUAUAUUGGUAGCCAACAACGAUUAUAACCACCAUCAACAUGAAAACCACUACCAACAGCACAAUGGCGGCUUUCAAGCGCCAACAAGGCGCAAUCAUUCGCCGCGCCACUACAGCCAACCGCAUACGGAGCUAAACGAUCACACCGCUAGCGAGCACAACAAUAAUAACAAUGUCAAUAGCAACUUUAUUACAGCCGUUACGACGCCCAUCACCGGCACGAGCACUUAUGAGACCUUACAGCGUCCCUUCAAGCACGAUCGUCGUCGCGGUCAAUGGUCAGCUACGGCAGAUUUUUAUUUUGCCUGCACAAGUCAUGCCUUCGGUUCGAUUAUCUUCUCGGAGGUGCCAGUUUAUGCGAUGAUUUUUGGUGGCGUUUUCUUUUUGCCGAUGUACUUGAUAGCGAUAUUUUUAUAUGCCAUUCCAAUUUUUAUAAUACAAACCUUCCUGGGACAAUUCUCAACUUCUGGAUUAAUUUCCGCCUUUCGUGUGGCGCCGCUUUUCAAAGGCAUUGGUUAUUCCAUACUGCUGCUAAAUUUAAUUUCGCUUGCCUACUACGGCAUUGUGGCAGCUGUACCACUUAUCUAUGCAGCCAAUGCUGUGCACACUGUGAUACCGUGGAUGAGUUGUGAUAAUGCGUGGAAUACGCCCAAUUGUUCGACACAUUCAACAUAUGACGCGGAUGAGAUCUCGCUGGAUCCGCAUGCGACUGUCGAGUUUUUUCGUUAUAUCAUUCUCACCGAUGAUAACACGCCGCACGAGUAUGUGAUAUCCUGGCCCGUGCUUUGUGGUGUUGUGGGUGUGUGGCUGCUCGCACUCGGCAUACUACUGAAGCGCGUCUCAUUUAUUGGUAAAUUUUUUCGUUGUAUAUGCAUCAUUAUGUUUGCCAUUUUCUUGGCGAUAUUCUUGCAUCUCAUCUGCUACAUAAGACUUGACUGGGACACUUUCGUGGACUACUUUAAGCCGACGCUGCAGAGCAGCUUCAGCGGCGUUUUGGGUGGUUUGCGCACAGCGAUUUUCAUGUCCACGUGGUUAUUAGGCCCCGGUUGGGGUAACGUACUCACACUAGCCAGUCAUAAUCGCUUUCAUCGCGACAGCGAAAAGCUGACCUACUGGGUGAGCGGCACACAUGUGCUGCUCGCUUUUAUGGCGAUGAUUUCUGGGCGUAUCGCUUUCGAUCACUUCGAAGAUCACGUAGGCUUCCUACACUUUCAUUUCGAUGAGGAACAUUAUAUGCAAUUUCUUUAUCUCUGCUUUGCAUAUCUUUUCGGUAGUUUUACAAGUCUGCCGAACUUCUGGUGUUUCCUUUUCUUCACCAUGAUUUUUCUAGCGGAACUAAGUGCAAUUAUUAUUCAAAUGAUGUCUGUGCUGACGGCUUUAUUUGAUGAGUACGAGCAAUUAAGAACAAAGAAAUCACGCAUUACAAUCGCUUUGACAUUGCUGAUGAUGACUGUGUCAAUUUAUUUUUGCACCAAGAAAGGCUUUGAACAUUUGGACCUGCUGCCCAAUAUUGUCAUACUCUCACAUUUGAUUAUCUCUUUCGUACUCCUACUCAUGACCACCUGGAUCUAUGGACGCGAACGUUUUCAAUGUGAUUUACAAUUUAUGUUGGGCAAAACGAUUUCCAGUUUUAAGAUAUUUCUAAUACGUUUUCUAACGCCCGCGUUCUUUGUGCUAAGCAUUAUACAAACACUUUACUUUUUGGAGCGUGACAACUCACCAACGGCACUGGUUAUCGUCAGUCAAUGUGUUAUAUAUGCCAUAGCGCCUGCCUAUAUGAUUUAUAAAAUUUGCCAAACCAAUGGCACAUUGCGUAAUAGACUGAAACAAUGCUUUGCACCGCACGACUGGCAUCCCGUCGAUGCUGAUAAUCGUCGCUUCUAUGAGGAGAUCAUGGGCGUCUCGGAAAUGCUAGUAAUGGAAGGCGGUGAAGAAAACUGCGCUGUGAAUGCUUAAAACUAAAAACAAUACAAGCAAACAUAUAUACAUACAUACAAACACACUUAUGUAUAACAAACGAACAAAUAAUUUUAAAAGUCAGAAAAAACGGAGGAUGUUCAUAGCAUUACGUAAAUUAGAUAAAGUGUCUGCUAUGAAUCGCAAAAUUCUAAAUGCGUUUAGUAAAACAAUUUCUUUAACUUUACUUUAAUUUUUAAAUGAAAGCAUUUAUGGAAUAAUGAAACGCUAUUUUUCAUUGAUGACGCAACAAAUAAUACGGAAAUUACGAUUUUUAUUAAUAAAACAUUAUAUCUAUACCUAAAAAAAAGUAUAAAACGAUCAUAUGAAGCCAUAAAAAAGCGUAAAUCUCUUUUGUACUGACUGAGCAUUAAGUAAUAUUAUAUAAUAUUAAGUUCGAACGCAUGGCACGCUCACAAAACUGUUUGAAAGCUAUGCUGUAACUUGAUUGAUUAAGACAGUAGGAAAUAACGCAUAUAUAUAUAUGUCCGUAUGUAUGUGUGCCUAGUUAUUGGUCUAUAUGUAAGCGCUUUUAUAUGUUCAACAUUUUAUGAAAAUCCAAAACCAUAUAUACGUAUGUAUGUAUGUUAGUAAUAAGUAUGUAUGCAGGGGAGUAAAUAAUAUUAUCGGAAUGCUUUGUAGUUUUUUAAGCUGCCUUUUUUUUAUAAGAGAUUAUAUGUCAAUUUAUAUACACACGAACUAAUUAUAUUAUACCGAAGUGAUAUAACAGUUAAGUAUACUCGAUGUUCAUACCAAUGCAUGAAUGUAAGUUUGUGUCUAGUAUAUAUAUGUAUAUAUGUAUGUAAGUACAUACAUACAUGCCGAAAUUAUGUACGUAAGUUAGGAUAUCAUGCAUCUACUACAGUUAUGUACAACAAUUGAUUACGAUAUGUAAACAUUUUGAAAGUCGAAAAGUUGGAAAUAGAUUUGAAAUGUGAAAAAAUA
Messenger RNA from Bactrocera latifrons, 2976 nucleotides. RefSeq names its product sodium- and chloride-dependent glycine transporter 1. The coding region runs from base 1 to 2031 and encodes 676 amino acids. Gene Ontology annotation, cellular component: membrane. The transcript has 9 exons. NCBI's taxonomy places the organism in Eukaryota, Metazoa, Arthropoda, Insecta, Diptera, Tephritidae. Gene Ontology annotation, biological process: sodium ion transmembrane transport. The record is from RefSeq and is a predicted model, not a curated record.